UCCUCUCUCUCAAACAAAAAAAAAAACAAAAACAAAACAAAGCGGUCGAGACCCGCACGGGCACGGCACAUGGUUCGCCUCUCGCUAGGAUCCGUUCGUUCGGCGGCACGGAGCUCGCAGCCGCAGACCGCAGCAAAAGCGAGAGCGGUCCGCCUCCAACUCCGGCCCCGGCCGCCGCGCCCAUGGACUCCUCGCAGCAGCGGACUCCUCCACCGGGGGCGACCCGGCGGCGGAUCACGAGGCCGCGGAGCCGCCCCGGCUCACGGUGAUGCAGGUGGAGCAGAUGAAUGUGGAGGCCAAGGUGGUCCACAUCUACAGCGUCCUCUUCGGAGCCGCGUCCAACACGAAAUCCGUCGUUUGAGCAUCCCCCAGAGCACUCCCCUGUUAUGGCUAGUGAUUGCGCCGGUAGUGGAGUGGCGGAUCUGCACGCGUGGAGAAAGGCUGAUUGCCUGGUUUUGUUUGGGGAUUAGAGAUUUUUGAUAGACUUUAGCUCGACAACUUCACCUAUAGCACCAUCACAGUUGAAGGGAUGCUGGGUUCCUGGACUCCUGGUUGGCUUGCUAACAUCGUUGCUUACAGAAGCUUAAUACCGCCAAUUAGGUGUUGCUAGAGCGGUGGCGUGAUCAGCAUAUCGACUUUUUGACGAAAGGGCUGAGACAUCUCGGGCCAAACUUUCAUGUGCUCGAUGCCAAUGGACGGACCUUGGCUGUGCUACUGGAUAGUUCAUCCACUUGCUUUAUUGAACGAAGUACUUGAUGAUAAUCUCGAGGAUGAUAUUGUGGACUUCUUAGCUCGAUGUCAGGACAAAGAUGGUGGAUAUGGUGGCGGACCUGGACAGUUGCCUCAUCUUGCUACAACUUAUGCUGCUUUAAAUACACUUGUGACUAUAGGGAGUGAAAAAGCACUAUUGUCGAUAAAUAGGGACAACCUGCACAAGUUUAUGCUUCGGGUGAAAGAUACAUCAGGUGCUUUCAGAAUGCAUGAAGGCUGCCAGCUUGCUCUAACAUCAGGAACUGGCAAAAGGUGUUGGGGAUUACAUAGCAAGGUGGUAUUGCUGGGGAACCCUAUGCUGAAGUUCAUGGGCUGGGUGGCGUUUCGCCAAGGAUUGGAAUGUGGAUUUCAAGGACGAACCAAUAAAUUGGUUGAUGGUUGCUACUCCUUCUGGCAGGGAGCUACUGUUGCUUUAACACAAAAGCUAAUGACGAUUGUUGUUAAACAAUUAAAAUCAUCAUAUUCCUGCAAAAGGCCUUCAGGCGAGGAUGCUUGUGGUGCCAGAUCAUCUGGGCAGACUUUAGAAAACUCUUCCACUGAGCAACCAAAUCGGCCCACUGUUCCACAACAUUGCCCUGCAGCAAUACAUUCUGCUUUGUGCAUAGCCGCCUCCUUCUCCAACGUGCUUCCUGGUGACAUCCCUGGUGACCGCGCUCCUCCCCGACGGCCCCCCUCCUGGCGACCUCCCUCAAGCCUUAUUCUUCUACCGUAUAACUACCGAGACCAUUGGAUGUUAGUUUGUAUCUAUACAUACAAACAACACUGCAUAUACCUCGACUCAAUGUACUACAACACAGAGGUAUUUAGAUCUGACAGACUUACUGACAAGGGUGUUGGAGAAGUAUGCUUCGAUAGGUGGGCUUGUAUGGAGAGAUAAACCCUCGGCGACCCACAACAUAAGUUUUCGUGUCACAAGCAGCCGCAGGGUAUCAACCUCUGCCGAUACUAUGUUGCCUAGUAUAUGAUGUAAAUUGUUAGCUUUAAUCCAUCAGUAUAUCCAUCAAUUAGUGUAAUUAUAGUAUAUUAAAAUACGUUUUUUUAUCGUUGUGUCUAACUAUUUUAAUUUUUUUUCUAUAGACAUAAAUUUCUUACAAAUAGUCUCGAGAAGGUGGAUCUUAUGUAUAUUAAAAAACGGCUCAUCCAUUUCAUAAAUGUAGAGAUCUUAAAGGAGAGCGGCGAAUUUCAUGAUCGUAAGAACUUUAUGAGUAAGGUUUGUAAUCUCAACAGAAAUAGGUCAAUUCAAUAUAUUGAAAAUGCUUGCAUCUUGCAGUCUAUUGAUGUAUUAUAAGUUAAAUAUCAAAUGAACUCAUUACUUUCUUUUAAUUCAAUGUGCUAAAACUAAUUUGUUGGUUUAUAUAUUGUCAGACACGGGUUGAUUAAGAAUGAAGAAUGAAGAUUGCUUUGCAAAUGUUGUGAGGUUAUAUAAUAUUGAUAUUUUACUUCUGUUUAUAUGUAUGAUUUUGUGACAUGAUAUAUGUGUGACUUUAUGAUAUUAAAUGAAUAUGUUCGAUCUACUAUGUAUAUGAUCUACUGUGUGUAUGGAGUUUGUUGAGGGUUAAUCAUUUACAAUAAUUUCGUGGUAUGUUGUAUGGUAGGUGCGUGAACGGUGUUUCAGGAACUGUAUAUGUGUAGAUGGUGAACUUGGGGAUACAUAAAGUUACACAGGUUCGGGUCUUUCAGAGGAUAAUACCCCUAUAUCUUGUGUGUUACUGAGGAUUUCAGUUGAUUACAGAUGAUGUUUUAACUAGUUGUCAGACUUUAUCUCACUCUCAUAUAAAUGUGGUUCUUAUCCCUUUAUAUUGUAGGGAGUAGAAGGAGAACUUAGAUGAGGAUCUAAACAGAAAAUCUCUGCUCAUCUUAAUAUCUAAUUCAAACUAUUAUUACGAAGGAUAAGAUGUGCUCACUUACUCUGAAGGCUCUAUAUAUUAUGUCUCUGUGCGCCACUGUGCUAGCCUGUAAAGUCAUAUUCUACAACAUUUAAUGCUAUUAGA
Molecule: messenger RNA, 2762 nt
Organism: Phragmites australis (common reed)
Lineage: Eukaryota; Viridiplantae; Streptophyta; Magnoliopsida; Poales; Poaceae
Product: protein farnesyltransferase subunit beta-like
Exons: 15
Coding region: 677-1648 (323 amino acids)
Biological process (GO): protein farnesylation
Cellular component (GO): protein farnesyltransferase complex
Molecular function (GO): protein farnesyltransferase activity
Source: RefSeq, a predicted model, not a curated record